Diospyros lotus (date-plum) is the source of this 1451-nucleotide messenger RNA. RefSeq lists its product as uncharacterized. NCBI's taxonomy places the organism in Eukaryota, Viridiplantae, Streptophyta, Magnoliopsida, Ericales, Ebenaceae. The transcript has a single exon. The coding region runs from base 138 to 860 and encodes 240 amino acids. The record is from RefSeq and is a predicted model, not a curated record.
AUGCUUUGUUGUGUAGUCUCCUGUGGCAGUCAAUUGAUCCCUCUCUUCAUCCGAUCUAUACUAACUAUACCACGUGCUGUGAAUUGUGGGCUUAGGCCAAGGCGUUAUACACUAAUGACAUUCAACGCCUUUAUUCAAUGGUGUCUAAUCUGCUUAAUUUACGACAACAGGGUUUGACUCUUCCUGAUUUUCUUGGUUGGAUGACCUCUAUUAAUGCUGAAUUUAACUCCUUGUUACCUGCUGGUAAGAUUGCUGCGGAGGAUCUAGCUCAGCGGGAUAAGUUCUUCAUGGUGUGUACUCUUGCUGCCAUUGGUCCUGAGCUUGCUCCUGUUCGUGAUCAGAUUCUUGCUAGUCCUAUUGUACCUACUAUGGAUGAAGUGUAUUCUCGUCUUCUUCGGGUUUCAUAUGUUCCUAUGGUGCCUCCCUUUUCUGCAGGUGAUCACAGGUUCAGAGUAGUGGCGAACAGGGAGGAGAUCGUGGUAAUUGGGGCAAACGCCCCAAAUGUUACUAUUGUCACAACUGGGGGCAUACUAAGGAACAAUGUUAUAAGUUGCAUGGCCGCCCUCUUCGUGUUAAUGUUGCUCAUGCUGAUGGUUCUCGAUUUGAGUCCUUUGAUGGUCAUCCACCGCAAUAUGUCCUUCUCAUUGGGGUUGACUAUGAUAAGUAUCUCAAGUAUAAGACGUCCCAGCAAACCUCAUCCACAGUUGCUUCUGUCUCCCACUCUGGUGAUUCCACUACCUGUCUCGCUCAGUCAUCCUCUUUGGGACCAUGGGUCUUGGACUCAGGUGCUUCUAACCAUAUAUCUGGUAAUCCCCAUUUGUUCUCUCAUUUUACUAAUUUUAUUUCUUUACCUUCUGUAACAUUAGCCAAUGGGUCCAAAGCGGUUGCUAAAGCUAUUGGCACUGCCAAACCCUUACCUUCUCUGCCUUUAGAUUCUGUUCUUUAUCUUCCUUAUUGUCCCUUUAAUCUUGUCUUUGUUAGUAAACUUAUGCGUGCCUUAAAUUGUUCUAUCACCUUUGAUGAUCAUUCUGUUACUAUCCAGGAUCGCAGUACAGGACAGAUGAUUGGUGUCGGAUGUGAGUCGCAGGGUCUCUAUCAUCUCAACCUUCCUGCAUCGCCUAUUGCUUGCUCGGUGACUGGGUCUCCUGCUCUUCUCCACAAUUGUUUGGGACAUCCUAGUUUGGCUAAGUUUCAGAAGAUGAUCCCCAAUUUAUCUAGUUUGUCGUCUUUUCAUUGUGAGUUUUGUCAACUUGAAAAACAGUCUCGCACUUCUUUUCCAAAGUGUGUCAAUAAUCGGGCUGUGUCCCCGUUUGCUUUAGUUCAUUCCGAUGUCUGGGGUCCUAGUCGUGUCGUGUCUGUUUUGGGUUUUCAAUAUUUUGUAACGUUUAUCAACGAUUAUUCUCGUUGCACAUGGUUAUAUUUAAUGAAAAAUCGUUCUGAGUUAUUCUCAA